This is a messenger RNA of Amborella trichopoda, 2036 nucleotides long. RefSeq lists its product as uncharacterized. Lineage: Eukaryota; Viridiplantae; Streptophyta; Magnoliopsida; Amborellales; Amborellaceae. The record is from RefSeq and is a predicted model, not a curated record.
UUUGAAUUUAUUAUCUUUUUCCCACGCUCUUUCUGUUCAGUUUCCCGAUCUUCCGAAUCACCCAAAUGUCAACCCCAAUUUUCUCGCUCCAAAUUUAUACGAGCUCCCUUUUCUGCAACUCUCCAUUGCAGAGGCAGCUGAUUAGGGCUUUCUGCUGAAUCAGUACCCUCGGAGGUAUGGCUUCCGUUAUAGGGCCUGUUCAUGACCGAAACCCUCUGUUACUUGAACAUCAAUUCUCGUCUUCUUCUACUUCUCCGCACCAUGAGAUAGAACCUGAAGCUUCUACUGAGGAGAGAGAAAAAGAAAACUCAAAUCGAAGGAUUGCCUCUGUUGAUGUUUUCAGAGGCCUUACAGUCGCUCUUAUGAUAUUAGUUGACGAUGCUGGAGGAACUUUUCCUUCUAUCAAUCACUCCCCCUGGUUUGGUGUGACACUUGCUGACUUUGUGAUGCCAUUUUUCCUCUUUAUUGUUGGUGUUUCAAUCGGGUUGGUAUUCAAGAAAAUGCCUGCUAAAUUAGCAGCCACACGGAAGGUCUUAAUAAGAACCAUUAAGCUUUUCUUGUUGGGUGUGAUUCUGCAAGGAGGAUACUUUCACGGGCUCAAUGACCUAACUUACGGAGUUGACUUGCAACAGAUACGGUGGCUUGGUGUGCUACAGAGGAUUUCCAUUGGCUAUUUCUUGGCUGCAAUAUGUGAAAUCUGGCUUGUGGGAAACGUUCGAGCGGAAUCGGCAUUGGGAUUUGUAAAGAAGUACUUCAUGGAAUGGUUGGUUGCUGUCUUACUGUGUUCACUCUAUGCGGGAUUGUUGUAUGGGCUUUAUGUUUCCAAUUGGGAGUUUGAGGUGCCUGGCAUGCAUUCUAAUAUGUUCAGUUCCAACUAUAAAUCUGAAACUAUUGUUCAUUGUGAAGUAAGGGGCAGUCUUGGACCUCCAUGUAAUGCUGUUGGCUUGAUUGAUCGCUUUCUUCUUGGUGAGAAACAUCUCUAUCAACAUCCUGUUUACCGGCGAAAGGAGGAGUGUAGCAUUAACUCCCCUGAUUAUGGACCUCUGCCACCAAACUCACCUGUGUGGUGCCUUGCUCCAUUUGACCCAGAGGGAAUAUUGAGUUCAGUCUCAGCAAUAGUAACAUGCUUUGCAGGACUGCAGUAUGGACACAUUCUUGUGGGUUUUAAGAGCCAUAUGACACGGAUACUCCUGUGGACUAUAUCUUCCUCUGCUCUUUUAGGUGUUGGGUUUGUCUUGCUGGCACUUGGCAUGCCGAUAAGUAAGCCACUGUACACAUUAAGCUACAUGUGCAUCACGGUUGGAACUGGAGGCUUCCUCUUCAUUGUAAUAUAUUACAUUGUUGAUGUUUGCAACUUUAGAAGGUCAACAAUCUUACUUGAGUGGAUGGGGAUGAAUGCACUCAUUGUAUAUGCUUUGGCAGCUUGUGACCUGUUUCCAGCAGCCAUCCAAGGCUUCUACUGGCGGUCGCCUGCUAAUAACUUGGUCAGUGCUACAGAAUGGCUACUUGAAACUCUACUUCACUCUAAAAGGUGGGGAAAGUUGGCAUUUGUACUACUAGGAAUUUUAUUCUGGUGUAUAGUUGCAGGAUUUCUCCACAAGAAGCGUAUUUAUGUGAAGUUCUAAAUGCCACUGGCAUGUGCGCCGAUUAAAUCUCUUUAGUAUUCUGUCCCUUGGCAAUGCUGUCUGAAUUUGCCUUGCAAGCUAUUCGUUUCUUCUAUCAUUGUGCGGGCCUUGAAAUCACAAUUGAUGAAGUCGCCUUAUAACGGCUUUGAAUUGAUCUGAUUGGGUAAGUCAAUCAUUAGGGGAAGGGGAUCCCACUCUGCAAGUAAGCUCAUGCUCGUGCCUAGACUACCCAAAGUGAGAAAAAAAACUAAUACUAAAAUGCAAAUAGAAAAAGAAAAACGCAACGUCUGUAAUCCUUAUUCAGGAACCUACUUUGCUAUGCCAUAGUUAUCAAGACUGGAAUAUUUCAACCACUAAUCAUUGCAUGCCUUAAUCGGUCUGCUCCAAAAUAAAAAAUGGGUUUGUUUGAUA